Aphidius gifuensis is the source of this 1106-nucleotide messenger RNA. Its product is annotated as GDP-D-glucose phosphorylase 1. The record is from RefSeq and is a predicted model, not a curated record. Lineage: Eukaryota; Metazoa; Arthropoda; Insecta; Hymenoptera; Braconidae. Gene Ontology annotation, molecular function: GDP-D-glucose phosphorylase activity. Gene Ontology annotation, biological process: glucose metabolic process. The transcript has 5 exons. The coding region runs from base 90 to 1106 and encodes 338 amino acids. Gene Ontology annotation, cellular component: cytoplasm.
CAAUUUAUAUAUUAAUAACCGUCUAUAUUCGAUAUCACCAUAAAAUAAAUGAAUAAACAAUCAAAACUCAUAAAUUAAAUAAAUUAACAAUGGAAUUGUCAACGUUUCACUAUAACUGUGAUGAUUUUACCUUUCAAUUAAACAACAACAACACAAUCAACAGCAAGUUUGAUGAUUUAAUUGAAAACAAAUGGAAACAAGCUGAAAAAAAUUCAGUAUUUAAAUAUAAAUUAAACAUCAUCAAAUCAAAAUAUUUACAAGGAAAUUAUGGAUUUAUUGCUCAGUUAAAUCUAGACAGAGCAAAAAAUCGUCGAACUCCAGAAGACAUAACAUCAAUGAAAAAGUCAUUUGAUAAAAAUCGUUUUAAUUUUACUAAGAUUAAAAAUGAAGAAAUUUUUUUUGAUGUUGGUGAUGGUACUGGAAGUGAUGUUAUUAUUGCCAAUGUCAGUCCACUGGAGUAUGGACAUUGUCUAUUUAUUCCUGAUCGUUUCAAAGAACUUCCUCAGGUUGUUACAAAAACCAGCAUUAUCAAAGUUGUCGAAUUAUUUUUAUGCAGUCAAUCAACAUAUUUGAGACUUAUAUUUAACAGUUUAUGUGCUCAUGCAUCAGUGAAUCAUCAUCAUUGGCAUUUUUACUAUUUAAAAUACAGAAUGCUCCUUGAAAAUAUAGAAACUGACAAAUUUGCUGGACCUCUAGAAGUUUUAAAAAACUAUCCAGCAAAAGGUUUUUGUUUAAAACUUUCAUCAUUUAAUAAUGAUCCAGAAAAAUUUGCACUUAUUGGAUUUAAAAUUAUAAAUUAUCUUCAAGAUAAUGAAAUUUCUCAUAAUAUUUAUAUAACAAGAGCUUUUAAAUCAUCAACAAGUGAUAAAAUUAUUUUUGAUGAUGUUAGAAUGUAUAUUUGGGCAAGAAAAUCAAGUUUUGGAAUCAAAGAUACUACUGGAUUUAUUCCUGCUGUGUGUGAACUAUUUGGACACUUGACAAUACGAACUGAAGAGGGCUAUGACAAUUUGACUGAAAACACUGUUGCUGAAAUUCUUGAUGAUGUAACAACAGAAAUAUACAAUAAAGUCAAAGAUGAUGUAAAAAAAUUAAUAGACGAUUGUUAA